AUGUCGGGUGUAAAUGCGAUUGUGAGUUUUUUUUUUGGCUGAAAAUAUGAAUUUCAGGUCAAAAAACCUGAAAAUUCCUGUUUUUUGGGUCAAAAUUCAUCAAAAUUGAUGAAUUUUCACCCAAAAUCAAGCUGAAAUCAAUUUCAGGCCGAUGUUUAUCGCGCAGUCAUCGCUGACGUCAUAAAUCAGAUGAAAGAGUCGUUUUUGGAUGAGAAUAUUGAUGCGGAUAUUUUGUCACAACUCAAGAAGGUGAGCUGGGGUUUUGGGGUGGAAAAUGAGCUGGAAUCCGUUAAUUUUGAGGAUUUUCGACUGAAAAAUUAGGUUUUUAACUUGAAAAUGACCCAGAAAUCGAUUAUUUUCAUAAUUUUCAGUCAAAAAUUGCCAGAAAUUCGAGAUUUUUGAUUGAAAAUUGACCUAAAACAACCUGAAGUUCAAAAUUUUCACUGAAAAAUUACCAAAAAAAUUCACUGUUUCAAGGAUUUUUGAUAAUUUUUUGCAAUUUUUGAAAAAUUGAUCGUGAUAAGGUAAAAGCUUUUCCGAAAAUCCUGAAAAUUGUGUAUUUGCCAAGUGGAAUUUUUCUAGUUUAAAUCAGGUUUUUCGACUGAAAAUUUCGGAUUUUCAAUGAAAAAUUGAACCAGAAAAAUAUAGGUUUCAAGGAUUUUUGAUAAUUUUUUGCAAUUUUAGAACAAUUGAUCGUUGUACGCUAAACACUUUUCUGAAAAUCCUGAUAAUUGUGUAUUUGCCAAGUGGAAUUUUUUCUAAUUGAAAUCAGGGUUUCUUGGCUGAAAAUUUCAGAUUUUUCAUUAAAAAAUUCAAAAUUUUUGACUAAAAAAUUACCCAAAAAAUUCACUGUUUCAAAGAUUUUUGAUAAUUUUUUGCAAUUUUAGAAAAAUUGCUCUCCACAUCGCAAAAGUUUGUUUGAAAAUCCUGAAAAUUGUGUAUUUGCCACGUGGAAUUUUUCUAGUUUAAAUAAGGUUUUUUGGCUGAAAAUUUCGGAUUUUCAAUGAAAAAUGAACCAGAAAAAUAUAGGUUUCAAAAUUUUUAAAUAAUUUUUUUCGAUUUUUGGGAAUUUUGAUGGUGAAGGUGCUGUUAUAGGGUUAGAAUUCAUUAAAAAAUCCUGAAAAAUAUGCCACGUGGAAUUUUUGAAAUCUGAAAUUUCUCGGCUGAAAAUUUCAGAUUUCUCUUCAAAAAUUCGAAUUUUUCACUUAAAAAUUACUUGAAAAAAUUGACUGUUUCAAAGAUUUUUGAUAAUUUUUUCGAUUUUUGGGGAAUUUUGUUCUGUAUUUUUCGUGCGCCACGUGAAGUUAUCAAGAAAUCUGGGUUUUUGGCUGAAAAUUCCAGAUUAUUCGUGAAAAAUUCGAAAUUUUUCACUAAAAACUUACCCAAAAAGUUCACUGUUUCAAAAAAUUCCGAUAACUUUUUGCGAUUGAUCUCGGAAUUGCUACAUUCCUAUAAAGUUUCCUAAAAAUCCUAAAAAUAUGCCACGUUGCAUUUUUUAAAAUUUGAAAAUUCUUGGCUGAAAAUUAUAGAUGUUUUAUCGAAAAAUUCGGAAUUUUGACUGAAAAGUUACCCAAAAAAUUCACUAUUUCAAAGAUUUUUGAUAAUUUUUUCGAUUUUUGGGAAAUUUUGUUCUUCGAAUUUCUGUGCGAAGAUUUCAAGAAAUCUGGAUUUUUAUCUGAAAAUUUCAGAUUUCUGUUGAAAAAUUCGAAAUGUUCACAAAAAAUUACCCAAAAAUUUACUGUUUCAAGAAUUUUUGAAAAAUUGAUCGUCAUAAUGUGGAAACUUUUCUGAAAAUCCUGAAAAUUGUGUAUUUGCCAUGUGGAAUUUUUUUCUAGUUUAAAUAAGGUUUUUCGACUGAAAAUUUCAGAUUUUCACUGAAAAACUGAACCAGAAAAAUAUAGGUUUCAAGGAUUUUUGAUAAUUUCUAAGGUCUUCGAGAAAUAUUGGUCUUAGGUUAUCAAUAUGUUGAUUAGAAUUCAUAAAAAUCCUGAAAACUAUGCCACGUGGAAUUUUUGAAAUCUGAAAUUUCUUGGCUGAAAAUUAUAGAUUCUUCAUAAAAAUUCGAAAUUUUCACUGAAAAAAGAACCAGGAAAAUAUAGGUUUCAGGAAUUUUUGAUAUUUUUUUGCAAAUUUGGAAGAAUUGAUGUUAUGUCCUAUAAAAUUUUCAAGAAAUCUGGAUUUUUGGCUGAAAAUUUCAGUUUUUGAUGAAAACUCGAAAUUUUCACUUAAAAAUUACUUGAAAAAAUCGACUGUUUCAAGGAUUUUUGGUAUUUUUCAAAAUUUUUCUGAAUUCAUUAACAAUUGUCAAAUUUUUUCAAAAAUCCAAUUUUCUUCUAGGAAUGGGAAGAUAAAGUGAUGUCAUCGGGAUGUGUUGAUCUAAAUCCACCAAAUCACAUGAUUCCCCAACAACAAGUUCAAAUUCAACAACAACGACAACAACAAAACAUUGCACCGCCACCAAUUCGACCAAGUCCACAAAUGAUUCAACAACAGCAGCAAAGGUACGGUUUUGGGGACCUUUUUUCCAGCCAGGACCAUUGAAUUUCCUGGUAGAUUUUGAGCCGCUGAUCAUUUUCCAGUUUUCAAAAGUUUCCUAGCUCAAUUUUGAGCUGAGUUAUGACGUGGCAGAGGUAUACCGCAAGAUUCCGCGUAGCUUCCGCAUGGCCGCUGAAGCGGAAGCCGCGCGGAAGCUUCCGGUUACAUCUAAAUUGAAGUUUAGCUCUAGAAAUUUCAGAUUUCCGGUUUCAGAAUCUCUAGAAAUCGAAAAGUUCUAGAAAUUCUGAAAGUUCCAGGAAAUCUGAAAUUUCAGAGCUAAGGAGAUGCGGAAGCUAUGCCCAAAUUUUGAAUUUUAGCUCAAAAUCUUGUGAAAAAUCUGAAUUUCCAGCUGAAAUUUCGAUAUUUUCAGUAAAAGUCCCAUUUUUUUGUUGAAAAAAUCUCACUGUUUCAAAAUUUUCAUAAUUUCUGAAGUUAUUUUCAUAAAAUUUGGUCACUCUUGCGAAAAAUAAUUAUUGUAACUUUUGCCACGUCAUAGGUCGUGUGGAAAAUAGUGAAAUUUUUCAGAAUUUUUACUGAAAUUCAAGAUCUCCUGAAAAUUUCAGUCAAAAUUGUCUGAAAAUUGCAUAUUUCCAACUAAAACUUGAAGUUUAGCUCUAGAAAUUUCAGAUUUCCGGUUUCAGAAUCUCUAGAACUCACACUAGUUCUAGAAAUUCUGAAAAGUUCCAGGAAAUCUGAAAUUUCAGAGCUAAGGAGAUGCGGAAGCUAUGCCCAAAUUUUGAAUUUUACCUCAAAACCUUGUUUCAGAAUUCCACCGCAAUCCCAAAAUCCGCCACAAAAUGUCGUGGCCGCCGCCGCUUUGCAACAACAAUUGCGAUUGGCUGCAAUUGGUGCUGGAAAUGCUGUUUCGGCCAAUGAUCAGCAUACGUUGAGGAAUUUGUACACACAACAACCUGGAGUUCAGGUUCAGCAGCAGAAUUUGGGAAAUAUGCAGGUAGGCGGGGUUUUUGAGUUGAAAAUUGGGAAAAAUUAUGAAAUUUUGAGCUGAAAAUUAAGAUUUUUGAAUGAAAAAAUUAAAUUUAAUUAAAAAGUUAUGAAAAAUAAUCAGAAAAAAAUUAUAAAAUUCACUGUUUCAAAAUUUUCUCAUUAAAAAUUGUUAUGGCUACAAUUUUCGAUGUUAGAUUCUUGAUAAGAAUAUUUUGAAACAGUGAAAUUUUUGAUUUCCCAAUUUUUUUUGGUCUAGAAAUGCUGAAAAAUGAUCGAAAAUCUCGAAAUAUUCAAGUUUAUCUUAAUUUUCAGUCAAAACCAAAACCAAAAUAAUUCACUGUUUCAAAAUUUUCUGAUUAAAACUUUAUUUGGCUAAAAACAUUUAUCUUCUUUUUUUUUCACAGAAAAAAAUUCAUAAAUAUUCUUAUAGAACUUCACAAUUGUCUUGAAAAGUUUUAAAAUACAAUUCCACGAUUUUCAGCCAUUUUUCAUUGACUUAGGACCAAAAAAAUACUGAAAGCAUGAAUUACUUUUAAUCUCAAUUUUCAUGGAAAAUUAGGUUGUUUUCUAGUAGUUUUGUAUCGAUUCCAGUAUGAGAAUAACCCUAUUUUCAAUGAUUUUUACAUGAAAAUAUCUAGAAACAGUGAAAAAUUCCUACCACAAAAAAUUCACUGUUUCAAAAUUUUGGUAUUAAAAAUUCUAAUGGCAACAAUUGUUGAUACAAUGAUGUUUAGGCUGGAAAAAGUUUGUAAAAUCUGAAAAUUAUGGUUUUAAUCUUAAAAAAAAUACAUUUUUUUCAUCUCACAUAUUUCGAACAUCAUAUCAAACUUUGCAGCCAAGCUAAUUUUUAAUGAGAAAAUUUUGAAACAGUGAAUUUUUUAGGUUCAAUUUUUCACUGUUUCGAAAUUUGUAUGGUCUAGAAAUGACCGAAAAUCUGAAAUUUGACAUUUUUCCAGUCUGAAAAUGUAGAUAUUAAAAUCUUAGGCGAUUUUUUGGCCCCAAAAGUUUGAAGUUUGAAUUUUUCAAUCAUUUUUUGACAAGUUCUAAAAUGUUGGUUUUUUUUCCGACACUGCUCCCAUAAGUUAUCAAAAUUUGUAGCCGAAAAAUUUUGAAAACAAAAUUUUGAAACAGUGAAUUUUUUUGGUCUGAGAAAAAGCAAGAAUUCACAAAAAAAUAAAUCGAAAAUUGAAAUUUAGCUCUAGAAAUUUCAGAUUUCCGGUUUCAGAAUCUCUAGAACUCACAGUAGUUCUAGAAAUUCUGAAAGUUCCAGGAAAUCUGAAAUUUCAGAGCUAAGAAGAUGCGGAAGCUAUGCCCAAAUUUUGAAUUUUUAGUCAAAAACUUGUGAAAAAUCUGAAUUUUUCCAGCUCCAUCAUCAAACUCAAAUUCGUGCUCAAUUCCCACAACAAACCCAACAACAACAACCACAAUUUCUAUUAAAUUCGCACAAUUUUCAACCGGGACAAGUUAUUAUGGUACAACAACCGAAUGGUGAGUUUUGGCGCCAAAAUUUGGAAAUUUAAAAAAUUUGGAAUUUAUUAUCAUUAAAGUCAUCAAAAUUUCCACCAAAUGAAAAUUUAAUGAGAAAUCUUUGAAACAGUGAAAUUUUGGGAAAAUAUUUUUUCACUGUUUCAAAGUUUUUUAUGAGAAAUUUUCGAAUUUUUGGUUGAUAUAUUUCCGUUUUUGAAAAUAAAUUGAAAAAUAGCAUUUUUUUUGAGCUGAAAAUCUGAAAUUUUCAGUGUUUUUUCAAAUUUCAAAUUUUUUGGGUGUACCUAAUUUUAUCAAAAUUUCUGGCCAACAAUUAUUUAACUUUUCGAAAAUUUGAAACAGUAAACUUUUGAGAAAGUUUUUUCCACCGUUUUCGAACACAAAAAAUAUAUUUUCACGUUAUUCAGAAUCUGAAACAUUUGGAAAUUUUUGAGCUAAAAUUUCAGAAUUUUUUUUUGAAGAAUCCAGACAAAGUAUUAUACACCAUGUAUUCAUCAAAAUUCCCACCAAUUGAAAAUUUAAUGAGAAAAUUUUGAAACAGUGAAAUUUUGGGAAAAUAUUUUUUCACUGUUUCAAACAUUUUUUAUGAGAAUUUUUUUUUAUUUUUGGUUGAUAUAUUUCCGUUUUUAAUUCAAAUCGAAAAAUUGAAAUUUUUGAGCUGAAAAUCUGAAAUUUUCAGUGUUUUUUCAAUUUUUUAUCAAAAUUUCUGGCCAACAAUUUUUUAUUGAGAAACUUUUCAGAAAAAUUUUUCCACCGUUUUCGAACACAAAAAAAUAUAUUUUUACGUUUAUCUGAAUCUGAAACAUUUGGAAAUUUUUUAGCUAAAAUUUCAGAAUGUUUUUUUGAAGAGUCCAAUCAAGAUAUCACCAGAAUUUGCAGUCAGAAUAAUUUUGAUAUGAAAAAUUUGAAUCGUAUUAUUUUCAGGAUUUUUUUCACUGUUUCAAAAAAUUUUUAUGAUAAGAAUUAUGAAUUUAGGAUACUGCGUAGUUAAUAAAAAGUUGUGAAAUUUUUGAAAUUCUGGGAAUUUUGCUGAAAAGCGGGAAAUUUUCCAAUUCAAAAAAAUGCAUUUUUUCACUGUUUCAAAAAUUUUAUUGGAGAAUUUUUGUUGAUUUUUUUCGAUGGUCCGAAGUAAUCAAUUCCAUAAAUAAAUUUGAGAAAUUUAAAAUUUUCAAAAAAAUACCCUGUAUCAAAAUUUCCAGAAGUGAAACAUUUAAUGUGAAAAAUUUGAAACAGUAAAGUUUUGAGAAAAUUUUUUCCACUGUUUCAAAAUUUUUUUUUAUGAGAAAAAUUUUGAAUUUUGGGGUGAUCCCUUGAAAAAAUAACAUUUUUCCUCGAAAAAUCCCAAAUUUUCCCAUUUUCAGGAACCCAAGUUCCAAUGUCGAUCAAUAAUUUGGCAGCCGGCCAACAAAUUCGAAUUCUACCCCAAAAUCCGACAAAUUCUGGAAAUUCCUCGGGAAAUCCACAAUUAUCGCAUAUGAAUCAGUUGGAUGGAAAUUUUGCGGCUGAAAGUUUGACUGAAAAUCCGAGUAGAUCUGAAGAAAUGGUGAAAAAAGUGAAGAAAUUCGGGAAAUUGGCAAAGAAUGGAAGGAAGAUGAAAGUGAGAGGAGAAGGGGCUAGUG
Molecule: messenger RNA, 6584 nt
Organism: Caenorhabditis angaria
Lineage: Eukaryota; Metazoa; Nematoda; Chromadorea; Rhabditida; Rhabditidae
Source: the annotation of a GenBank genome assembly